AUGCGUCUCGGACAUAGGUACGCCAGGAAAAAGCAAGACGUCCGAGCAGUCGUUGUGUCGGCCGACCUGUUCGCCCCAAACGUGAGCAAGAGCGGGGCGGCGGCGAGCUUGGGCGACCGCGUCGCUGUGGAUGCGGAGCGUUUCGGGCGGGUGCUUGAUUUCGUCUCGCAGAAGCGUUCGGUUCACGAUAUCGUCAUUUUCCUCGACGGGCGGAGCCGGUCGUGCCGCAAACUGCUCGAGGACAAAGAGGAGGGUCUCGCAGCCUCUGGCGCGCACGCUGUGACUGAGUGUUGGUGUGUGUAUGUGCAGCCGGGCAAGGCACAGGACCCCAGAGUCCCGGGAAGAGUGACUUGUUUUGCGUGCAACAACAAGGAAGUCGUCAUCUGCUCCAUCCCGAAAAGAGGCGCCAUGAAGGUAGUGCAGCGCGCGGAGUUCAACUUGUGCGGCGAGACCACGAGUUCGUACACGACGUGCACGGGCGUGCCUAUGCGGCAGUACCGCGAGCUGCCGCGGAUGACCCACGACACGAAGCUCUCGAUCUUGGGAAACGCAGCCGCUGGCCCGGUGAGAGGGAGGCGCGCGCAGAAAGACAUCGAGGCGAACGGGCACCCCUUCUCGCACUUGGAGGUCAAGCCAUUGAGCUUUUGGCAGCGGAUUUGCGAGCACCAUCACAUCACGCACAUCGUCGACUUCACGGCGGGGUCUGGCGCGUUGGCAAUCGCAGCCUCUGGCGCGAUGGAGUACGAGGGCGUGGCGGUCAACGAGGUGCACCGGGAGUGGCUCGACGCGACCUUGGACCGAUGCGCACUGUACAUGGCGGGGCAUGACAAGAAUUUCGCCCAGAAGCUCGGCGGCGACGACGGUUUCGCUGAGAAAGUAGAGAAGUACUUCGCGGGAACGAUGAUGGAGGUGCGGCGCUUGCUCGAGCCAAUCGCGGACGAGGUGGACGGGGAUGGGGGGGGCUCGGACUCAGCGGAGGAGUAG
This is a messenger RNA of Prorocentrum cordatum, 984 nucleotides long. Lineage: Eukaryota; Dinophyceae; Prorocentrales; Prorocentraceae. The record is from the annotation of a GenBank genome assembly.